Exophiala mesophila is the source of this 1700-nucleotide messenger RNA. RefSeq lists its product as uncharacterized. Gene Ontology annotation, biological process: transmembrane transport. The transcript has 2 exons. The coding region runs from base 45 to 1511 and encodes 488 amino acids. Lineage: Eukaryota; Fungi; Ascomycota; Eurotiomycetes; Chaetothyriales; Herpotrichiellaceae. The record is from RefSeq and is a predicted model, not a curated record. Gene Ontology annotation, molecular function: transmembrane transporter activity.
ACUGGGGCCAGCCCCGGUGCCUACAGAGUACUUGCAGUGUCAGAAUGCCAGCACAACCAUUUGGCUUAUGGUGGCGAAGCCACACCAUGUUCAUCCUCACCACGGUGUGCAUUGGUGUGUUCACCGACAUGUUUCUGUACUCCUUGAUCAUCCCCGUACUCCCCUUUAUGCUUCACGACCGAUUAGGUGUACCAAAGUCGAGCGUACAGCAACAUGUUUCUGGUCUUCUCUCGGUGUAUGCUGCUUCGACGUUAAUUGGGUCCCCAGUGGUCGGCAUUAUAGCCGACCGACAGCAGACACGAAGAGGCCCCUACCUCACAGGCCUCAUCGCCCUCGGUGCUGCGACAAUACUGCUAUUCUCUAGUCGGCAUCUAUCGUUACUGUACGUCGCCAGGGUCUUGCAGGGAAUCAGCGCCGCCGUGGUAUGGUCGGUUGGUAUCGCCUUAGCGGUCGACACCGUGGGCGUUAAAAAUUUGGGAAAGACCUUGGGGACGAUGUCUUCCGCCACGCUCGCGGGUGUGCUAUUUGCACCCAUGAUAGGUGGCAUCCUUUACGACAAAACAGGAGUCCUCGGGCCUACCGUGCUGUCGACAACAUUGAUAACCAUCGACCUUGUGCUACGACUGCUUGUCGUCGAGAAGAAGACAGCAGCCGAAUAUGAGGGGAAUCUUGCAGAGGAGAGCGGCGGUGUUGUAGCUGGUGAGGUCUCAGGUACACCUGAUUCUCCUGAAGGCAGAGACCCAAGUAUGGAAGGAGAUCACAUGCACGAGAGCAACGAAAGCGAGCCAUUACUCCAGCCUGUCGCCUUCAAGAUAGCUCCUGAUCAGCGCCGCUCAUGGAUCGUUCGCCUAAUGCCCAUCGUUAUCUGCCUUGGAAACUCGCGGCUGGCGAUGGCUCUGACCCUCACAACAAUGCAGGGCAUGAUCUUAGGCGCAUUUGAAGCGACUAUUCCCAUUCGGACAGCCGAGCUUUUCGGCUUCGACUCUUUCCAUUCGGGAUUGAUGAUGAUGCCGGUUGUUGUUUCGUCGGUCAUCUUUGGACCCAUACUUGGUUAUGUCGUUGACAAAACUGGGCCAAAAGUCGUGGCCGCAUCUACUCUCGUCUUGCAGGCCUGUACGCUGGUGCUACUCCGACUACCUCGCCCUGGAGGAGCCGACCAGAUCGCACUAUUUGCUAUCAUCACAGGAUUGUGCAGCAUCAGCAUAUCUGGAUGCAGUUCCGCUACAGCGGUCGAGUCUGGAUUGGUGGUAGACUCUUACCACAAAGCCAAUCCUGAGUUUUUUGGGCGCCUCGGCCCGUACGCACAACUGUACGCACUCUCCGCCAUGGCGUACACACUUGGCCUUGGUAUUGGACCUGAGAUCACUGGCCAGCUACAACCUUGGUUGGGUUUUGGCAACACCUUCAUCAUUCUCGCGGUGAUAUCUGCUUUAACAGCCGUCAUGGCCGUACGAUAUGUCGGCGGUAAGCCUGCGAACCGCUCAGCGGCAAAAGGACAAACUCUCCCAUAAAUGCCAGAGGCCUGCAGUCUUGGAGCGAAAUGUCAUCUAUCGAUACAUCCUUGGUGACUCCAAUCUGCACGGGGUGGAGAAAUAGCUUGUAUAGAACAUGCCACCUCUGGCUAUCCUCUCAGUUCCUAUGUACCAAGAAAAAUCUGUAGCUCUAGAAUUUCCUCUUCAACUUGGCAGGUUUCAUAUCCU